GAAGGUAAACGUUUCAGGAAUGUUCUGAGGGAGGGAUUCGGGAGCCUGGGAUAGGCCUAACUAUAUUUAAUUAAAAUAUAACAGCUUGAUACCAGAGUGAAAUUGCUGUAAAGCAUCGGUUCUAAACUCUUUGAACAACAGCAACUCUGUCUCAUGUGCUGCAUUUAAGGUGUUGUAGGAAUGCAGUUCUUUGGCCGUUUGGUAGAGUCACUGAAUACUGUGACUAACCUCUUUGCCAACCCUUACCGUGUACGGGAAGUGCCGCUGUCUGAGUAUGUGUCACGCAGCAGAGUUGUGGAGGAUGGACGAAUUAUGCUAUAUCGGACUGCCCAGUCUUGGGACUGCUUGCUAAUCAACCCCAAAACACCUCAGAAUGCUUUCAGGUUGUUCCAGGUGAGCUCUGAAGUGGAGGCAAAAACAAUGUUCGUACAGUUUGCAACGAAGAUAAGGCCAUUUUAUGAGAUCUCACCAGACUCACUGAAAGUUGACACUGUGCAACAGCUGACUGACUGUUUGCGAAGCCAUCCAAACUGGUCUUUGGCUCACGUAGCUGUAGAGAUGAGCAUGAAAGAGAGCUUUCGCCACAAUCAUAUUAUGUGCUGCAUAAAUGAUACGGAGAGCGAAGAGGGGAUGACCCCUCUGCAUCUUGCUUGCAAGAAGGAUGAUAUUGACUGCAUUCGCGAGCUGGUGGAUGGAUGUGGAGUCAGGUUGGACAUUGCUGACAAGAAUGGGGAAACUGUCUUCCACUAUGCGGCUCGUCAGUCUAACUGCCAGAUGAUUGAGUUGUUCAGCAAACACUGCUCUGUUGGAGUGAAUCACUUGAGCAAUAGUGGCGAGACAGCACUUCACAUCGCGUGCCGACUGGGAAAAACUGAUGUAGCUAAAUCCCUGCUCCAUUGCCAAGCCAGUUGUAAUAUUGUUGGAUCGAAUGGUUAUCCAAUCCAUACAGCCAUGAAGUUCGUCCAGGCAGGGUGUGCUGAGGCUAUCCUAGAAGCAGACCCAAGUCAAAUCUCAACUGAAGAUGCUCAUUAUGGAGGGACACCCCUUCAUUGGGCCAAGAAGCCAGAUAUGAUCCGACUGCUGAUUAACCAUGGAUGUGCCUUGAACUACCUAAGUAAAACAGGAGAGACACCAUUGCACAUCAUGGUGAAACGUGGACGUUUUGAGUGUGCCAUGGUUCUCUUAGUACAUGGAGCAGAUACAAAUGCAAAAGGCGAAAGUGGGAAUACUCCUCUUCAUCUUGCCAUGAAGCUAGAUAAUCUGGAUCUUAUCAAGGCUCUGAUCGUAUUUGGGUCUGAUGUGAAAUUGCCCAAUGAUUUCGGCGAGACACCUGGUUUAAUUGCUGCACGCCACAGUAAAGGCAAUAAUCGGAAGGUGAUGCUGAGCCUACUGUAUAGUAUAGGGGCUGAACGCUGUUAUCCGCCUUCUCCAGACUCCCCCACACCGUCACCCAGCCAUACUACAAGACCAGUCCCAGUGAAAACCAACCAUGGAUUAGGAUUCGAGGAUAUCUUGGGGAUUGCCACUGUAAUUGGUUCCUUAUCAAAAGGGCUAGAUGCUGCAGACGGUGAUGGAUAUGGGCACAGGAGAUUCGAUCGUUUGCUGUGUUUAGAUGGGGGUGGAAUUCGAGGCCUUGUCCUAAUUCAGCUGCUUAUUGCCAUUGAGCAGGUUGCUGGCCAGCCUGUCCGGGAGCUGUUUGAUUGGAUAUCGGGGACUAGCACUGGUGGAAUUCUAGCCCUCGCUAUUGUACAUGGCAAAUCCAUGCAAUAUCUGCGCUGCCUUUAUUUCCAGAUGAAAGACGAAGUGUUUAAAGGAUCCAGACCAUUUUCAUCAGUUCCACUGGAGGAGUUUCUGAAGAAGGAGUUUGGGGAAAAUACAAAAAUGACUGAUGUCACUAAACCAAAAGUGAUGGUGACUGGAACCCUGGCCGAUCGGCAUCCUGGAGAGCUUCAUCUGUUCCGUAACUACAACCCGCCAGAACCACUACAUGAUCCACCUUAUAUGAGGACAGCAGAGUUCCAGGCUGUCACCCAACCUAAAGACCAGUUGGUGUGGCGAGCCGCUCGAUGCAGUGGUGCAGCCCCUACUUACUUCCGACCCAUGGGCCGCUUCCUGGAUGGAGGGCUGCUUGCAAAUAAUCCAACGCUGGAUGCUCUGACCGAAAUCCAUGAAUACAAUCAGAACCUGAGGAGAAAAGGCAGAGAGAAUCAGGUGAAGAAGCUUGGUAUUGUUGUUUCACUUGGAACAGGAAAGCCGCCACAGGUACCUGUAACCUCUGUCGAUGUCUUUCGUCCCUCCAACCCCUGGGAACUGGCUAAAACCGUCUUUGGUGCCAGAGAGCUCGGCAAAAUGGUGGUUGACUGUUGCACUGAUGCUGAUGGUCGGGCCGUGGAUCGAGCCAGAGCCUGGUGUGAAAUGGUGGAUAUACCAUAUUUCAGGCUCAAUUCACAACUAAAGAUGGAUGUGAUGUUGGAUGAGAUUGACGACGCUAUUUUAAUCAACAUGCUUUGGGACACACAAAUCUACAUCCAUCAGGAGAGGGAGCGAAUUCAACAACUGGUUCAACUUCUGCUAAGUGCUUGACUUGGGAGAAGGGAAAGAGUAAACGGAAGGCUACACUAAUAAAGACUGACCAAGUUGGCUUUGUAAGCACCUACCUAACUACAGGAGGUGACUGAAUAUUAUUUUUAUUAGGAUUAAAAAUUAAACAAUGCUGCUUUGUGCUGUGCUACACCAAUUACGCUCCAAUUAUACAGCCAUACUGAGGCUGAUCCCAACAGCCUUCUGUUUUGUACAAAGAAAACCAAGCAAGAGAACAAAAGAAGAAAUCUUGGUUCAGAAUGUCCCCAUCCAUCAACGUCAAUACUUGCCAUUUCUCUUUAAAGAUGGUUACUCAUUCGCAUUUCACUUUUGAGAAAGAUGACUGUUAUCACAGUAAUGGCAAAUUCAUGGUUUGUGGAAGCUAGAAUCAGUCUGGAUGGGCUGAAUGGCCUUCACAUCCUCUUCUAUUCUUAUCAAAUUACCUGGUCCUGUUUUGAUUGCUUCUUAUUCAAACAAUGGUGGGUCAUUACAUUAGGAAUUGGCUGUGCAAACAUCAGUAGUGGUUCUCCAUAUUGGAGCGAUGGCUGGUUGUGAUCACUGUAAAUUGCAAAGUAUAGGGAUCAUAAGCAUUGUAACUGAGUGGAAUUAAACAUGUUUUAAUGUGUCUAGGUAUUUUCUUAUAUUGGCUUUAAUUGUGGAUUUAUCAGAGCUACCCAGCACCUGGAGCUGAUGAAUAGCCAAUGCAUCUGAGAUAGGUGGUCUUUUGAGGAAUGUAUUUAUUUUGUCUUAUGUAAUUUGUUGUUUCUAAGCCUCUGUGUGAUUUCAUAUUUCUUCCAAGUUGACAACAAAGAGCUGUUAAUAUAUGUUAGAAAGUAUGAACACAUUUGUGUGGACCAGUCCUCAUCACUUGCUGUGUGUGUGUGUGUGGUACAGUUUCCACAAGGCUUUAUAGUGCACUACCGUACCAUAGGAAUUCUCCAGCGUCAAUGAAUGAUGUAUUUGUGUGUGAUGAUGAUGAGUGGGAAAAAAAGGUUUUUGUUCUUUGUUGCAGGAGAGACUGAAUCAAGAGGAAUGGUUUUCACUGCGUCAUACUUCGUAUUUCACCCGCUCCCACCCCACUUUAGUUAACCCAGGAAACGGACAACCUGUUUUUCUAGACUUGAAUUUAUCUAAAAUAGUUGUUAGCAAGGGUUAAAGGUAGAAAUCAAUCAGAUGAAGCAUUAAAACGAAGGCCCUAUUUAUCCUGUCUGGGAAGCGUAAACAGAAUCUCAUGCUGCUGUUUAUGGGACGUUGUCGCAUACUACUUGGCUGCUGUCUCCCUUGCAUUACAGCAAUUGGCUAGACAGAAGAAAAGUUCAAAAACUAGACUGGCCACAAGGCACUAGGAGACGUUCUGAGGUCCAGAAAGGUGCUUUAUAAAUCUAGGUCUUUAUUUUUAACACCCGUGACCAAAUACAUGAUACAGUGCCUCACAGAGAAGGAAAUGUGAUGAACCAGGUGGACUUUCAUUGUAUUUUCAUCAUUUUCUUUUGUCCUGAAGUUGCCAAUUGAUAUUGAACUGACUGCCUUACUUAACAGUUAUGUUUUAAUUUAUUUAAGUUAUAAACUCUGUUUUGGUGAUUGUAUUUAAGAAUAUGUCAUGAUGAUUAGCUUGUUGAAGUGGAAAACCGAUAAACAAUUUUGAAGUGUGAGCAUCAAAACUUCAACUGAUGUUACAAUAUGAAGGAUUGAACUGUACUACAGUAUGCCUCAGUUAUCUGUAAUUAUGCAAUUCUGACUUGAUUUUCAUUAACAAUGUAAUUAUAA
This is a messenger RNA of Stegostoma tigrinum, 4347 nucleotides long. RefSeq names its product phospholipase A2, group VI (cytosolic, calcium-independent) (gene pla2g6). The record is from RefSeq and is a predicted model, not a curated record. The transcript is spliced from 18 exons. The coding region runs from base 181 to 2583 and encodes 800 amino acids. Gene Ontology annotation, cellular component: mitochondrion. Lineage: Eukaryota; Metazoa; Chordata; Chondrichthyes; Orectolobiformes; Stegostomatidae. Gene Ontology annotation, molecular function: protein binding. Gene Ontology annotation, biological process: positive regulation of ceramide biosynthetic process; cardiolipin acyl-chain remodeling.